GCUUAAUAAUAUUUUUCAUUAAAAUAAUUUUUUAGUUCUUGUUGACUACUUUCAGUUAGAAAUAGCAAAAUAUUAUUCUACUCCUUUGAAAUUGAAAAGUAGUAAAACAAUGGUUAAAAUAGGCAGAAUUUUUAAAUUUAAAAAUCAAACUUGCUGUCUGUAUCACAGUCAUUUAUCAAUAUCCAGGUUUCUUUUGCCGAGGAAGAAAUGACCUUAACCUUUUGAGUUAGAUUACUAUUUUAAGCUCAUAUUCAUGAAACUUAGAUGCAUGCUGAUCUUCGUACAGAUGGGUCUCCAGGUUGAAAUUCUGAAAUGAUGCAGAAACUACAGAAAGUACAUUUUGUAGAAUCAAUGUACAUUCCAAUGCAGUUCAGUGAUAAAUUAAAAUACAAGAAUGAUACAAAUGAUAACAAUGACCAAGAAUUACUGCACACUUGCUCACUACCAGGAACUGUUCUAAAGUGGAUUAACAUCUGCUCUGUUCAAUUAUCACAACUACCUAAGAAGGUUGAUACUGUCAUUAUCCUCAGUUUUCAAACAUGGAAACUGAGGCACAGAGAAGUUAACUUCUCUCAAGUUCAUCUGACCAGCGACUGAGGUGUGUGUAGAUGACCUUGGCAGCCAGUUUCCGAGUCCACAUGUCUUACCACUGCCUUCUGUGGCUGAAUAUUAAGGGUGAUCUUUCUUAUCAGUAUACUCAGUAUAAUUUGGUUAAAAUACACGCAGUCAAAAAUCUUAGUCAAGGCAGCUACAAUAUGCUUAUAAUUUGAUUUAAAUAUGCAUAUCUUAUAAUAAAUGCAAUGUGAUUAAAUUAUGUAGAGUCAAAUAAUCUUAAUAUAGAAAGCUGUUUUCAGGGUCCAACAAUUUAGCCAGGUAGUUAAAUGUUUCUACAUCUUUCUCCCUCAUCCCUCUAACAUAUGAUUGAGUUACGGUUGAGCAUCCCACUUGCCUCUGUGGCUGAAAUGGCACGUUUCUGUCCCAACUAUUAGCACAGUCUAUUUUAUGGUGAAUACAAAUGAUGAUCCCCAAAGCUUAUAUGAAUAAAUCAAUAUCAUCAAGUUAUGCUGUUGGAAUAAUUUUGUGCAUAAAUAUUCUGACUUGCCUAAUAAUAGUAUAAUUCACACUGUUAAUGAAAAUGAUAUUAGUGAAUAAAUAUUAAUAUCCUUAAGAGACAUUAUGGAACUCAGAGGAGAGCAGUCCUAAUUUACUCAAUUUUCAAAGUCAUUUGAAAUUAGGAAAAUUAUGUAAAUAAAAUAUUUCUGUUUAAUGUGCAUCACAAUCACAUAUACCUUUUGACUUAAGUUUUUGAUUAAGCACUUAAUCUCUCUGUGCCUCAAUUUCCUCAUGUGUAAAAUGUUUGGAACAGUGUAUUACAUACCAUAAACACUAUAAAAGUGAUGGCUUAGGAAAAAAAUUCUCUAAGGGUCAAUAAAAAUUAUGACCUAGUCUUUGUACUUAAUUGGCACAGAAUAGCCAUUUGAUGAUGGUCUUUACGUUACCCUGUAAUUUUAGGGGGUUUAUAUGUCAUAAGCACAGAUUUUUGACUCUCAAAUGUCAUUAUGAUAUACUAUAUUUUUUAUAUAUUUUCUUUCUAAACCAUAAAAUAACCUUAGAGCAUCAGGACCCAGCUUUUUGGGGACAUAACCAGAGUAUUCUAUUGUGUAAUCACUGUACCAAAUAAUUUUUUUCAGAAUAUACACAAUACAGAGUUGAAGAUUCUAUAUCAAAAUGAUCAGCUGUGAUGAGUCUGAGCUACAAGCCUUUUUCGCAAAUAAUAUUUUGUUAUCUGGUGAAUUUACAUUAGACCAUGGCUGCCAACUUAAAAUCCCUUUCUUUAAAGGAUGCAAUGUUGCAUAAUUAGUGUGCCGUUGCAGUCAGGAUGCUUGUACCCUUUGUUUUAAUCCUGGUAUAGAAUGCAACAGGCUAUCAGAGUGGGAAGGAACCUCUGAGACCAUCUAAUUCAACUUGUUCAUAAUAUAGAUGAGAAAACAGCCUCUGUCAGAUUCAAUGUCACACAGCAAGUUACUUGUCCAUUAGAAUCUCAGAAAUGUUUCAUUUUUAAAAAUGACUAUCUCAGUUAUUUUCUGCAUAACAGGUAGCAAUAGAUAACAAAGUAGCUAAAAACAGUAACGAUUUAUUUUUUCUGAUGAUUCUUUGCAUUGACAUAGCAGGCCUCUGCUCCACAUGGUACCGAUUGGGGUUACUCCAGUCAUUGAAGAGUUUGGCUGGGACACCUAAGUUGGGGCACCUCAGUAUUUCUCUACCUGGACUCUUUUGUCAUAUGUUAUCUCAUCCUCCACAGUCUCUCCGUGUGGCCUCCCUCUCUAGCAGGAUAUUCUGGGCCUGCAAUGACAUAUGUUUCAGCCCUAACUCAACGCAGUGUUCCUUACGUGAAGUACAAAUUAUUGUCCCCAGAGCUUGUCUGAGUAAAUCGACAUCAGGAAAUUAUGUUGUUGGGAUUAUUUCCUUACAGCAUAGUGGAUGGGUUCCAAAAGGCUGAAUAGUUGGGUUCUAAACUUCUUAGUUAUUCUCUUGGGAGCAACCCAAGAUAAUAAGCACCAACGUGUGGAAGUGCUUAUCUAACCUGUACUUGGAUCAUACUUGUGACUCUCUUUUGGUUGCAGCAAAUCUAUGGCUAAACCGGGAACAAAUGUGAGAGCACACCAGAUUAGGCUGUGAGUUAUGGAAGACGCAGUUCAUUUGGAGCAUCAGUGUGCCUGUCUACCAAACUGGCAGGGAAUUUAUGUGGUCAAGGUCAAGGAGCAAGUUGCAAUAUGCAACACAUAAUUUGAUGCCACUUUAAUUAAUUGAUUUUUUUUCAUUACUUCAGUAUACUGUGCACUGUUAUGGGUCUAUGAUUGGAUUGGGGGAAAGCUGACACUUUCCAGAAUUUGAUGAGCCAUGGGAAUGUUCACAUCGGUUUUGGCAACCACUGUUUCUUUAUUUCAGGUAGUGAGAUUGUACUAGAGCCAGGCAGCUCUCAAGUCUUUGACCAUAAGACUAGCACAGAUCCAACAUAUUUAAUAAAAAGUGAAGGCAUGUGAAUACUAUUUUGGAUAUGAUUCACUAAUAAAAAGAGCAAGACUUCAGUAUUAACCUUUUAUUGGAAUGAAAUUAUUCUGACUUGACCAUACACUAAACCGCCUACAGCCUGUCAGUUAGAAGGAAAAAACAAAGUGCCACCACUGAACUGCUGGCCUUCUAACAAAUAUCACUUAUUAGCAUUCACAGUAAAGGUAGGCAUGAAUCAACCAUGAAACUGUACCCUAUGUAAGGUUUCUGUUAGCUUCUCUCAAGUUUUGACACACACCUGUGUCACUGACAGCUAGUAUGCAAAUUACCUAAAAGCUCCAUUAGGCUAGUCUAGGCAAGGGAAACCCAUCUGUUAGUUCUGUGACACUUUCCCUUUUAGAUCCUCAUGUGGGAAUAUGUCCUUGAAACACCCAGAUGGAUGAAUUUGCGCCAGUGUCUGCCACCACCAACCUUGGGGGAAGUUGUCACUUCUGCUUGUUUUAUUGCCGUUAAUAUUUGAUGCCAUCUUCCUUCAGAUGCCAAAGAAUAAAAUUUUAAAUCUAAAACUUCAAAGGGUGGUGAAGGAUUUUAAAUUCCCAAUAAAAAGGACAUAUUACUUUUUAAGCACAAGAAAAUGGAACAUCAUGAUCCCUCUGUUUAAGAAUUAUGGUGCUCACUGGGUGUUUUUCAAUGCUAUGUGUGUGGUCUGGUGUUGACAGGAGAGAACAUACAAUUUCAAGUUAGCCAGUGCUUGUCAGCUGUUGCUGAUAGCUGUUGGAAGGUUUUAUAAAAGAUCAGGGCACGGUGAUAUUUUAGCAAGUUGCCUAUUAAGGACAUUUACUGGAAAUGACUUUAUGAUUCCUAUCCCUUUCUUCAAAAAAAAAAAAAAAGUCAACACAAUCACAUGUAAGCAAUUAAAAAAGGAAAUUCAACCACCUUUUUUUUUUUUUGGUGGUUUUAUGAGUAAACUCAAGUCUCUUGCCCAUCUCAGGUUGAAAUCCCCAGAGAAAAGGUAGAAGUGGCAGUAACAAAAUCAGAAGAGCAGCUAUCCCUUUGAUAAUUGACAUCUGUUCAUCAUAAACAGACUUCUUUCCUGCCAUUCAUCUGGCCUCGCAGAAAGAUCUACUCAUAUUUCACUCUAAAUGAAGCAGUCCUAUGCACCAGCUCCCCACCCCAUGGCUCCUCCCAGCCCCAGCACAAACAGCAGCAGCAACAACAGCAGCAACAACAGCAGCGGGGAACAGUUGAGUAAAACCAACCUGUACAUUCGAGGCCUCCCACCAGGCACCACUGACCAGGACCUAAUCAAGCUGUGCCAACCGUAUGGAAAAAUUGUAUCUACAAAGGCAAUUCUUGACAAAAACACAAAUCAGUGCAAAGGUUAUGGUUUUGUAGAUUUUGACAGUCCUGCGGCCGCACAGAAAGCGGUAGCAUCUCUCAAGGCAAAUGGCGUGCAGGCACAGAUGGCUAAGCAACAAGAGCAAGACCCAACAAACCUAUACAUCUCAAAUCUCCCCAUUUCUAUGGAUGAGCAGGAACUUGAGAACAUGCUGAAGCCCUUUGGACAUGUCAUUUCCACAAGAAUUCUAAGAGACGCUAAUGGAGUCAGCAGAGGUGUCGGCUUUGCCAGAAUGGAGUCUACUGAAAAAUGUGAAGUGGUAAUUCAACAUUUUAAUGGCAAAUAUCUGAAAACACCACCAGGCAUCCCAGCCCCCAGUGAGCCUUUGCUGUGCAAAUUCGCUGAUGGCGGACAAAAGAAGCGACAGAAUCAAAGCAAAUAUACCCAGAAUGGGAGGCCUUGGCCCAGGGAAGGAGAGGUACUCAGAGGCAGGACUGUCCCUAGGCAAAAUCGUGAAGCUGGCAUGGCUUUGACCUAUGACCCCACAGCUGCCAUACAGAAUGGAUUUUAUUCUUCACCGUACAGUAUUGCAACCAACCGCAUGAUUCCACAGACAUCUAUCACACCAUUCAUUGCUGCUUCCCCUGUCUCCACAUACCAGGUCCAGAGUACUUCAUGGAUGCCUCAUCCGCCAUACGUUAUGCAACCAACAGGUGCUGUGAUUACACCAACCAUGGACCAUCCCAUGUCAAUGCAGCCAGCCAACAUGAUGGGCCCCCUGACACAGCAGAUGAAUCACCUUUCGUUGGGCACAACAGGAACGAUUCAAUCCCAAGACAGGAUUAUGAUACUCCACCAGCUGUUGUGUCAGUAUAUGACUGCUGCUGCUCCUAUGCAAGGGACCUACAUUCCCCAGUACACGCCUGUGCCUCCGACAGCUGUUUCUAUUGAAGGUGUUGUUGCUGAUACCUCUCCCCAGACAGUGGCACCUUCAUCCCAGGACACCAGUGGUCAGCAGCAACAGAUAGCAGUGGACACAUCUAACGAACAUGCACCUGCAUAUUCUUACCAACAGUCUAAACCAUAAACAGGACUGAAGAAUGUCCGUCUGAAUCUUUGCCUUGAAUGAAGAAACUUCAUUGAACAAGAAGUUGGCUUCCAGUUUGCACAGACGUCAAUGGAAUGCAUUUUUUUUUUUCAGUUUUAUACUUUACCCAAUGAAAACAAAGUUUUUAUGUGCUGUGCAAAUGGUCUUCAUGUGGUCUGACAAUUUUUUUUGCCAUCUUUUUUUUAAUUAAAGAAAAAUUUUCCAGAAGAGGAAAAAAAAAAAAAAAAACUACAAAGCAAAAUAUCGAAGGUUGAUAUUUUAUCUGGAAGGACAUUUGAAUUGAAUUCAAAAUUUUCCUGAAGGUGUAGAUACAUUUUUUUUUAAAAAAACAGAAAACCUGAUGUCAAGAGGUGGGCAAUAGAAAUGGAAACAAAUUGUCUUCCUCAAUAAUUAAGCUACUUUCUCUUUUUCCCUUCUUGUUUAAAUCUAGUGGGUUUUUUUUAUUUUAUUUUUUCUUAGAAAUAUUUAGGUAAGGUUUAUCUUGAAUCUUAAUUGCCUUAAUUUUAAGGACGUCAAAGGCUCUCGAGGCAAGCUGUCAACGUCUUGUUAAAAUCAAAAAUCAAGAAAGAAUUGAAAUAUUGUGCCGGCUUUAACUGGUACAGAAGUUUAAGACUGAGUUUUUAGGGUGAAAAAAAACUGUACAGUUUAAAUGAAAAUGUUUUUCUUCAUUUGAAGAAAAUUUGUUGAUAAAGAAACCAUGGCAACUGCAAGAAUUGGAAAAAUGCUGGGACUUUUCAUGAACUUUGUCUUAAGUGUUGACAUGACUCAUUCUAAAAGGCUAAAACAUUUUACAGUAAAGUUAUUAAUGUUGGUUUAAAAACAACUGCAUUAGAAAUAAUGCGUGUUUGGGGGCAGAAUGCAGAUUUUUUUAAUUUACAAAGCGUGAUCGCUAGCAAAAGCAUUAGUGCUUUUUAUCUGCAGUCUUUUUUAUGAGCUUUACAAACUUUUUAGUCAGCUUUGCUUGUCACAUUGCAAAACCUAGCUUAAGAGCAUUAAAAAAAACUUAAGUAGAUAGGAGCUUAUGGUCAAAAAGUGCAAAAAAAACAAAAAAAAGCAAUAGAUAGAGAAAUUGUUGACAAUUUCUGUAGUCUUUCCUAGUUGUGAUCAAAUUCAGCCUAUGGAUGGCCUAUUUUAUACCAAAGAUGAAGUGACACCCUAUUACAGUCCAGAAGAUAGAGGUUGUUUUUCUUUUUUUUUUUUUUUUAAAAAAAAAAAAAAAUUUAUUUGACCGACAUGGCCGGACCAGUUCUUACUUUGUUGUUUGUUUAAACUACCUUCCACUGGUGUUUUACAUACUGCAAAAAAAGAGGGUGGGGGGAGUUGUCUUUCUUUUGUUUAAAUAUAUAUUCAUUGAUAGCAGAAGCUUGCACCUGUGUGUUUAACAGUUUCAGCACGAAGAGUUCUGGAUAUCAGCUGAUAGAGUCAAAAGACUUUAAAUUCUGUGAGCUUUCCUGGUUUCUCACUGGCCGUCUGGAAUAGUGAAACCUUUAUUGAUGGCCACUAGUAAACUAAGAUGCUUAUUUAACAGGUUGAAUAUUCUUUAUAUGAAUUUUCAGCUAACAACACUUUCUGAACCCAGUCUGAAAGGUCACUUGUCAAAAAAGCUUAGUGAUUUUUUGUGAAAUGUUGAGUGGUCUCCUGGAAAGGUCUCACUAUAUUUGUGACAAUAGUCUUCCCUCUAAAUUACGACACUUCUGGGUUUUGUCUUCUCACCUCUGUCUUUGUCAUCACCUACCAAGAAUAGUCACCUUGGUUUUGCAAAUGGGGAGGGGGUAUCUUCUUUUUGUCUCUUUCCAUUGUAUUUUCAUAUCUUGGUGUUGUCAAAAAAAACUUUUUCUUUCAGAUUAAUUCUUUGAGGCAUGUAAGACCUCUCAAUAAGAUUGAGAAUUCUAUUAGUGGAAUUUAGGGAAGUUAUUAAAAUGCUAGUUGACAAUCAAGAAACUGUAUGAUUUAGAUCAAUCAGAACCAAAAGAAUUAGGUUUGAUCAAUCAUUUAAGCCAAAGGAGGGAUACUUGCAUUUAGAAUGAUGCAAAACUUUGUCUAAAAUGAAUUAAAUUGACUUACUUAUAAAAUAUAUCUACAUUUUUGAUUCAUGAAAUAAUAUGUGUUCAACCUGUAGUUUUAUCUCAAAUUAAGGACAAUGCAAUAGAAUUUUGUUAAGUGAACUAUUCACUAGAUUGCUUUCUGAAUGAAUCCUUUGAAUCAAAUAGGUAAAAGUCUUUUCACAAACUCAGUCAGUAACAGGAGCCUGUCUUAGCCCACAAAAAAGAGGAAAAUGUAUUUAAAUAUACUAUAAAACAGGGUAGGCUUUUAAAAACUAAAAAGUUUUAAAGGUAAAUCACAUUCCCAUUAGGUCAACAUGAGUAAUAAGGCUGACUCAAUAUGAAACUGUCAAUAUUCCACUAUUUAUGUAGACUCUGGUUCUCUUACUUGCAACCCCAUGAAUUGGAAGCUCAAAUCAGAGAAUGACUCCAUAUAUUUAUGGUCACAUUGGAGACAAACGUGUAUCCAAGAAAAUGUGUGUGUUACAGAGAAAUUCCAACUGGUCACACUCACUAUUAUAGUUUUUCAUGCUUUGGAGAAAAUGCUAGAUUUAUAUUGUCUUUUGUUCCAUCCUUCAACUUCCCAUGCAUUGUAAAGGUGGCACGUAAGUUUUUAUCUUUAAAAAAAUGGGCCCCAAAGAUUUUGGGGGGUACAAAAAACGUGUAUGGGAACCAUAUUUUCUGUUUUUCUUUUUCACUCUCUAAACUCUUUGUAUAAACAAGGAUUGUCCUGGACAUAAUUCAUUUGAAUAUGAAACCAACAUACUUUCUUUCAUUUCUGUGAAAAAAGUCAAAAACAUGUAUUAAUGUGAUACAAAGAAAGUCUCAUUUACACAAUCAACAAUGAGGCUAAGAGGUAGCUACCACGUGGCUGAUGAACGUGCCUAGGUAACUUCCUGUUUCUAUUCAAAACUGCUGCUUUAUUUGUACAUUCAAAAAUAUUUUAUUUCAACUCUGAAACUUCAAUAAUCUCAAUUUUUAAGCCACUUUCUGCAAAAGGAAAUUACCUGCCAUUUUAUGUGUCCAUGUGCGUUUUGUGUUUGGAUAGUUUAUAUCAUGCCAUUCUAUAACAUAUAUGUUUUCAAACCAAAAAAAGAAAAAAAAAAGUGUCUGUUGUCUUACCUAAGACUUGUUUUGAAAAGCCAAGUUUGGGAGAGAAAAAAGCAUCAGCAGGUAAGCAGCAUUACAUUGUGUGAUAAUAAACCAAAGUAAGUGUUUAAUAUAUACGGACAGCAGAAUUCAAAUUUAAUCAACAAAAUAUGCUGUAGUGAUUUUAAACCUGAUUAAAACUAUAAUUUUUUUUGAAGUUGAAGUUAAGUUUCUAUGGAUUCUGGUCCACCAGAUUUUCAAGCAUUUAUUCAGAUGUUUCCAUUUUUCCUUUUGACUUGAAUUGCCAAGACUUAGCCUAAACAUCGGGAAACAAACUAAAGCCACAAUCCAAAUGAGAGAAACACAGUCUCAUCUAAACUCUAGUUUCAUGGUCAGUGAAAGAGUAAGUUUUCUUUUAAUAAUGAUAAAAGUGUCGCCAAGGGAGUCCAAGUGUGCAUGGUAACUGGGAACUCCCCAAUAUGUGGCCAUGUCCUCUGAAGACAACGUAAUGAACCCAAGUGAACUGAGGAUAAUACUGGCAGGUGCUGAUGGCCAUUGUCCUUGAAUGCUGACAUAUCUUGAAUAUUGCGACUGUCAUAAUACUCUUUUAAAAAAAAUCCUCUACCUGACUCUAGUUUUGCCAGGAUUAGUUUGCUUCCUUGGUAGAUUUCAGUAUUUCAGAAUGUUACCUCCAUAUUUCACUUGAGUUACUUCUUCCUGUGACCUUAGCAGAUCUGUCACAUUUGAAAGCAUAUGACUCACUUCCAUCCCCUUCCAAUGAAAAACUACAUGGUGUUAAAAGACUCCCAUUAGAGAUAAAAGACUGAGAACUGAAGAACACUGUGUAAAGCAGGAAGUCCACUUUAUUUUACUAUACCUAAGAAUAUAUCUUUGGACCCCUUGCGAAGUGCUUCAAAACUACUUUCAAUUUAUGUAUGCCCCAAAAAAGCAAUUAGUGUCCCCCCCCCCCAAAAAAAACCCUCUUUAUUUAAAUAAUUGGGAUAUUUGCUAAAUGCCUAUUUUUUUUAUAGUGGCCUAAAAACCCCUAUUAAUGAAAAGUGAAAUUUGAUGUAAUUAGGACUCUUGCAAUCAUCUUCACGAUUUGAGGAGAAGUUUCAAUAGGCUGUCUAGACAGAUUAUGAUGUUAAUAGGAGAUUAAAAUACAUUUGGCAAUUCAUUUUCAUUCUUAAUUUCAGUGCAUGAACCACUGCAGAUGAGCUGAUAAGCAGAGAGAGAUUCUCAAGUGGGUUUCAGUAAUAAAUGUUUUUUAUAUGAUUUGAAAUCAAGUAAAGGGACAAUAUUUAUGUACGUGUAUAACAACAUUCAGCACAUUUGAGGAUUCACGCGCUAUAAUAAAGUUUAAACAUGUCAUAGCACCUUGAUCUAUAUUACUUUCUCUUCAGUAAAAAAUAAAGGAUGAGAUAGUGUCUUCCACGUGAUUACAGCUGGCAUGCUUCAAAAUUUUGAGCUCACUGGGACUGACAGCCUCUCCCUUCAAUCUGAGGGAUUGACAGAAUUUAAACAGGCUCAUUGAUUCUGUACACUGUACCCUUUCUGUGGCACGUGAUCAUGGGAUUUCAUUAAUGAAUCAAUUUGUUUUACAAAUGACAUCCACUGUGGCAUUGGAAGACAGCUGGGUCUGACUCAAGUUUAACAUUUCUUUGCAAACAUUCCUAAGUAUGAAAUUGGUCCUUUCAUCCAAAUGUUCUUGGCCAUGGCUGUCCUUUGCGGAUUACAUAGACUUCAGGAAAGUAUAAAGAACUAAACACGAAAUCCCGAAGUGGCCCCAAAGACCUUUUAUGAUGUGGGAGACAGGAGUUCACCCCAGAUUAAUUUCUUUUAUCUUUGGCUUUAUACUGUAACAUAUAGAUGCUCUCUGUAGCAAAACAAAAGGGAUGAAUGGCUUUCAAUAUGCAUUUCUGUUUAUUUUUGUGAGGGAAAAUAAUAAGAAAAAUUUCUUCCACUCUGAAAGCUUUAGGGCUGAAGUAGAGGUGUAGUAAGCUUGGAUCUGCAGGAAGAACCACUAGGCCACUGAGUCACACUUGAGCUUGUCUUACUACUGCCCCAGUUUGAGUUGUGCAUAAAUACAAUCACUCUUAAAUUUUUGAAGGGCUAAUUAUCUGCUUUGUUGAUGUGUUUUGUCUUUUCUUUUUAGCUUGUAGGCCUUGGGCUCAGUUUUUUAUUUUUCUUUUUAUUAGCAUGUCACCCUGAGGGUGGGAAAAGAAACAAUGGGAAAUAAAAUUUGAUUAUUUCUUAUCAAGUAUUAAUUUCUUAAGGGAGUUUGAAAUCAUUGGUAAAAUUAAUGUCCAGACAUUAUAUGCCAUAAAUUUUGAUUAUCAGUAAUAUGUUUUCCUGUCUACCACAAACAAUUGAGAGUUAGCUGUAUUCUUGCAGAAUAUACAGAAAAAUAUUAUGGAGAAUUUGGCUUCCCUCAGAAGAAAGCUAUUUUCGUUCUCUUCACUCCACUAAAUUCAAACCAGUAGAACGGAUCAACACAACUUCUGCAAUGAGAGUAUAACAGUAGCUCAUGGUUCAGUCCUAUUCCUACUUUUAAAUCUUUGACCAAAACUAAUGCAUUGCUUUUGUUAUAUUUUGACUUUGCAUUACUAUAUUAAGGCUGAAUGACUCUGACACUCCGGUGGAUAUUUUUAUGAUCACAUCAAAUUUAAAUAAUGUCCAAAGUAUAACUUUAACGUUAUACGUUGUUUCAAACUCUCUGGUCUAAGGUUACUGAGAAAGAUGUGCUUUCCUCCCCCCCAAAUAUGUUAUCUCUUCAUAUGUUAAAAAAAUGAGUUAUUCCAUGCUUUUCAAGAACUGUAAAAAUUGUUUCAAAGAGACACUUGAAAAAGUUUUCUCGAUUCUGGACACAAAUGCUUCCAUUUAUUU
This is a messenger RNA of Sapajus apella (tufted capuchin), 11476 nucleotides long. RefSeq names its product RNA binding motif single stranded interacting protein 3 (gene RBMS3). NCBI's taxonomy places the organism in Eukaryota, Metazoa, Chordata, Mammalia, Primates, Cebidae. Gene Ontology annotation, cellular component: nucleus; ribonucleoprotein complex; cytosol. The record is from RefSeq and is a predicted model, not a curated record. The transcript is spliced from 16 exons. The coding region runs from base 4155 to 5438 and encodes 427 amino acids. Gene Ontology annotation, molecular function: poly(A) binding; poly(U) RNA binding; mRNA 3'-UTR binding.